Molecule: messenger RNA, 381 nt
Organism: Penicillium waksmanii
Lineage: Eukaryota; Fungi; Ascomycota; Eurotiomycetes; Eurotiales; Aspergillaceae
Product: putative vacuolar transporter chaperon Vtc1
Exons: 2
Coding region: 1-381 (126 amino acids)
Cellular component (GO): vacuolar transporter chaperone complex; fungal-type vacuole membrane
Source: RefSeq, a predicted model, not a curated record
AUGUCUAGCCAGCCUCUCCUCCAGACUGCCCCGGGCAAGCGCAUCGCCCUCCCCACCCGCGUCGAGCCAAAGGUCUUCUUCGCCAACGAGCGCACCUUUCUCUCGUGGCUGAACUUCACCGUCAUCCUCGGCGGUCUCGCCGUCGGCCUGCUGAACUUCGGCGACCGUAUCGGUCGCAUCUCCGCAGCCCUCUUCACCAUCAUCGCCAUGGGUGCCAUGAUCUACGCCGUCGUCACAUUCCACUGGCGAGCACAGAGUAUCCGGCGCCGCGGACAGAGCGGCUUUGACGACCGCUUUGGUCCGACCAUCCUCGCCAUUGCGCUUCUCUCCGCCGUCGUCGUAAACUUUAUACUGCGAAUCCAGGACUCCGAUCUGAACUGA